UCAGGAAUACCUGCACUCCGCCUCUUCUUGCUCUGCCUCUCACCAGUCCCUGGUUCCCAAACUGCAGCCACUGAACCUGCAGUGCCGUGUGAACUGCUGGAAGCGUGUCAGGAACGUGGCCUUGAGGAGACGGCUUGGGGUUAGUGAGAUCGCCCACAGGACCACGCUUUAUCACUUUGGAGAGCCAUGUGUAGAUUCCUCAAAUGCUUCGCGCCAAGGGUGUGAGAGGACCUCCGCCAGCACCUCUCAGUUCAAGUUCUACAUUUGUAACAUCAUCCACUUACAAGACCAUUUCAAGAACUGACAUCAGUUUUCAUACAGCUUAAAAGAAAGAGGAGAGACGCAAAGCACAGAGAGCAGCAGAUCAGACCACACCGAACUCCACUGGAGCGUCGGAGCCGUGGAGGAUGCUGGCUGCCGAGCUGCAGAGGAGGCCCCCGCUCUGAGGGGGCGAGCAGGUCUCACUGAGACAGCUUCCGCCCCUCCCGGGCUCACCAUGGCCUGCACUCUCUGGCUGGACGGCUGAGGUGACUGUGUGCCCCAAGUGUGCACGUGCUGGACUGGGUGCUGUCCCAGGUACCGCCUGCUCUCUGGGAGCAGGGCAGGUGGGCAUCAGAUGCUACCCAGAGCUGGACGGGGCAAAGCAAUGGACUCCGACAAGCUAAGAUGGAAGUGACCUGAGGCCUUGCCCAGGCGGUUUCCUCUUGCCAGGACAGCUCAAUAGUCGGAGCACAGGCUUGUCUGGGGAGCAGUAUGCAGGAAGCUGGUUUUCAGGCCACAAAUGCUUUCACAGAGUGCAAAUUCACCUGCACCAGCGGUAAAUGCUUGUAUCUUGGUUCACUGGUCUGUAACCAACAGAACGACUGUGGGGACAACAGUGAUGAAGAAAACUGUCUCCUGGUGACAGAACAUCCACCUCCGGGCAUCUUCAACUCGGAGCUGGAGUUCGCCCAGAUCAUCAUCAUCAUCGUGGUGGUGACGGUGAUGGUCGUGGUCAUCGUCUGCCUGCUGAAUCACUACAAAGUGUCCACGCGGUCUUUCAUCAACCGUCCGAGUCAGAGCAGGAGGCAAGAGGACCGGCUGCAGCAGGAAGGGCGCCUGUGGCCUUCAGACAGCUCUGGUCCUCAGCCUGGUGCCUCGGAGAUCAUGUAUGCCCCACGGUCUCGGGACAGGUUCACUGCCCCGUCCUUUAUCCAGAGGGACCGGUUCAGCCGCUUUCAGCCCACCUACCCCUACGUGCAGCACGAGAUUGACCUUCCCCCCACCAUCUCCCUGUCUGACGGGGAGGAGCCGCCUCCUUACCAGGGGCCCUGCACCUUGCAGCUCAGGGACCCCGAACAGCAGAUGGAACUCAACCGAGAAUCUGUGAGGGCCCCGCCCAACCGGACCAUAUUCGACAGCGAUUUGAUAGACAUCUCUGUGUACAACGGGGGCCCAUGCCCGCCCAGCAGCAAUUCGGGCAUAAGUGCCAGCACCUGCAGCAGUAACGGGAGGAUGGAGGGGCCACCCCCGACCUACAGCGAGGUGAUGGGCCACUACCCAGGAGCCUCUUUCUUCCAUCACCAGCACAGCAACACGCACAGAGGGGGCAGACUGCCACUUCAGCACGACAGCGCGGGGAGCACGGCGGUGCCCAUCCAGGGCAAGGACAGGAAGCCUGGGAAUCUCGUCUGAUCCUCCAGCAUGCGUUUGAGUGGAGAAGAAACCGAGGACGGAGGAGGACUGCUCAGCUCCUCCGCUCCCGGGCACAGUGUUGUUCAGUUUUACGUGCGACAACUAAGUAAAACCAAAUAUGCAAAUGU
Myotis lucifugus (little brown bat) is the source of this 1802-nucleotide messenger RNA. RefSeq names its product low density lipoprotein receptor class A domain containing 4 (gene LDLRAD4). Gene Ontology annotation, cellular component: Golgi membrane; early endosome membrane. The record is from RefSeq and is a predicted model, not a curated record. Gene Ontology annotation, biological process: negative regulation of transforming growth factor beta receptor signaling pathway. Gene Ontology annotation, molecular function: R-SMAD binding. The transcript is spliced from 7 exons. Lineage: Eukaryota; Metazoa; Chordata; Mammalia; Chiroptera; Vespertilionidae. The coding region runs from base 754 to 1674 and encodes 306 amino acids.